This is a messenger RNA of Otolemur garnettii (small-eared galago), 1230 nucleotides long. It is a transcript of the gene CCDC83, whose product is annotated as coiled-coil domain containing 83. The record is from RefSeq and is a predicted model, not a curated record. Lineage: Eukaryota; Metazoa; Chordata; Mammalia; Primates; Galagidae. The transcript has 10 exons. Bases 1 to 1230 code for a protein of 409 amino acids.
AUGGAAAACUCGGGAAAAGCAAAUAAAAAGGAUCUGCCUGAUGGAUCAUCAAAAGACGUCAAACUGUCUACCAAUGAAGCAUUUCUUGACUAUCACUGUCAUAUAAAGGAAAAUUCAGUGGAGCGAUUCAUGUUUCAAAUAAAGAAACUUAGAGAAAAAAACCAAAAGUAUCAUGAAAGAAAUAGCCGCCUCAAAGAUGAACAGAAACGACACCUCCGGAACCUACUAAAAGAACUGAGGGAGGAGAGUUCUGACGGGUCACCAGAGAUAACCAGAGAGGACGUCGAAGAAGCAAUGAAGGAAAAAUGGAAAUUUGAAAGAGACCAGGAAAAAUACUUGAAAGAUAUGCGUGUACAAAUUAACAAUGCCGAGAAGCUAUUUCUUGAGAAACUGAGCGAGAAGGAAUAUUGGGAAGAGUACAAGAAUGUAGGGAGUAUACAACACGCUAAACUCAUUACCUCCUUACAAAAUGACAUCAGUACAGUUAAAGAGAAUGCAGAGAAAAUGUCAGAACACUAUAAAACCACUCUGGAAGAUACUAGAAAGAAAAUAAUCAGAGAAACUUUGUUGCAACUGGACCAAAAGAAGGAAUGGGCCACACAGAAUGCUGUAAAGUUCAUUGACAAGAGCAGCUAUCGAGCGAUCUGGGAGAAUGACUGGCUAAAAAACGAAGUUGCAAUUCACAGGAAAGAAGUUGAAGAAUUAGAACAUACUAUUCAACAACUGGAAGAAGAAAAUUUGGUGCUUAUUGAUCAACUAUUCAACUGUAGACUUGUGGAUCUCAAAAUACCCAGGCAACUGUAUCUUACUCAAGCUGCUGGACUGGAAGGGCUACCUGAAGAAAAGCUUUUGGAGUCAGACUCACACAUAGAUAAGAGGUCCAGACUGCAGCAGAGCACAGAAGGGAAUGCAGACAUGAGGAGCUCCUCCACCGAGAGCUCCCUGCAUCUGAGCCCUGCGGACAGCAUGAGAUACAUCCAGUCUCUGAGGGCACAGGAACAGGACAGUUCAAGCACAGAGUGGUGUGACAUGAAAUACUUACUGUAUGAGGAUGAGAGGGAUUUCAAGGAUUAUCAAAAUCUGGGCCCCCUGGGAGUGAAACUCAUGAGUGUGAAGAGCAAGAAAAUGCCCAUUCAUUUUCAAGAGAAGGAAAGUCCAAUCAAAUUCUAUGAGGAUGUCAGGAGCUCAGGAAACCGCAUCACAUAUAAGAUGGUGAAGUCUUUUCUCUAA